AUGAAAUUUGACAGCAUACUUUCAGAAAUUAAUGGAUUUGGAAAAUUCCAAAUCAUGCUGGUCUUGAUUCAGUCACUCUCUCGACUUACUUUGCCAUGUCACUUCUUGCUGAAUAACUUCAUGGCAGCUGUUCCCUCUCACCACUGUAACAUCACCGCUCUGGAUGACGAAGGCGUCUUUGGGAAUUUAACUCUGGAGGAGAAAAUGGCUGUUGGUAUCCCAGCAGAUGAGAAUGGGGACCAGGAGUCCUGUCUGAUGUUUUCAAAGCCACAAUAUCAACACCUGUCAGGCUUGAAUAUUAGCGAGGAUACAUUUACUGUUCCGUGUCAGAACGGAUGGGUGUAUGACAACAGCACAUUUAAAUCUACUUUGGCAACAGAGUGGGAUCUCGUAUGCAGCAGAAAGGGGAUGAACAAGGCAACAGGCACCUCUUUCUUUGCAGGUGUUAUGGUGGGUGCCCCGUUAUUUGGCUUUCUCGGUGACAGGUUUGGCCGACGGCCACUGCUCUUGGUGUCUUAUUUGUCAUCCAUGACGUUUGCAGUCCUCAGUGCAUUCUCCACAUCAUACAUAAUGUUUGUCAUCAUGAGAUUUUUUACAGGGUUGUCACUCGCAGGAAUAAGUAUCAUCUCUCACGUUCUAAAUGUUGAAUGGUUCAGCAUUGAGCACAGGACCUUUUCUGGUGUCAUUAUAAGUCUGGAUUGGACACUCGGAAACUUGAUUCUGGUUGGAAUUGCAUAUUAUGUUAACGAGUGGAGGAUGCUCAUUUUGGCAGUGACCUCACCCCUGAUACUGUCCAUCAUUGCGUGGAGGUGGCUUCCGGAGUCUGCAAGGUGGCUCCUGGCAAACAGGAAAGUAGAUGCUGCUCACCAUUAUAUCAUGAAAUGUGCUGAGAUGAACAACAGAACCAAGUGUAUGGCCAGCGUCACACCAAUGGCAUUACUGGAACCUGGACAAACUGAAACUACAGAUAAGAAGUACACUUUUGUAGAUCUUUUCAGGACCCCAAAUAUGAGGAAACUUUCAAUAUGUUUAGGGAUCGUGUGGUAUGGCGUUGCAUUUACAUACUAUGGGAUAAGUCUGAAUAUCACUGGGUUCGGACUAAACAUAUACCUCACGCAGUUAAUAUUUGCAUCCAUCGAGAUACCAAUGAAAAUCGGUGUGUAUAUCUUUCUGGAGAAACUUGGUCGAAGGCCGAGUGAGGCGGGAGCUCUGCUGGUAACGGGUCUCUGUCUCUUCAUCAACAUAUUUGUUUCAAAAGAUAAGUGGCUCAUCCGAACUGUUGUAGCAGUCCUCGGGAAAGCCCUGUCAGAAGCCUCUUUCACAGUCAUAUACCUCUUCACAACUGAACUCUUUCCUACAGUCGUACGAGAGAAUGGUCUAGGUUACACCUCGUUUCUGGCUCGGCUGGCUGUGUCCAUAUCUGUGCUCGUCAUGCUACUGGAGGACGUCUGGCAUCUCUUCCCUGCAGUCGUUUACUGCACAGUGGCAAUCGGGGCAGGUUUAGUGGCUUCACUCCUGCCUGAAACCUUAAACGUCAGACUGCCAGAGAUCAUUGAGGAUAUUGAGAAACCAAGGGCGCAGUCAACCGAGAGGAAGGAAGUUAAAUAAAAAUGUACUAUUAAAGAGAGUGAUAUUUAUCCUGUCCACAGUAUAUUUGUCACACGAUUUUUUGAACUUUUAAGAAAUAAAGAUGAGUUCGUUUGAACACUUAGAAAUUGCUAAAAGCCCAAUGAAUGAACCAACGUUCAUCAAUGAAACAACAACCAAGGUGUACUGUCUUAAUCAUGGGUGUAAAGCAAGAACCAGCCUGCCAAAAGGUCCAAUCUGGUCCACUGGAUGACUUUCUACAGUGUUAAGAAAAUAGAUUUUCCUAACACUGACCUGAUUUGAUGACCUGAUGACCUGAUUUGUCAACUGGGGGUCUUGCUGUUCUAAUAAGAGUAUAAGGCUCUAUGUAAUGGUGUUACUGGUUCAGCCCACUUGAGAUCUAAUGGGGCUUUAUGUGUGCAUUGAUCUAAAAUGAGUUUGAUACCCAUGUUCUAAAUCAUGCACUAUACAGAAGAAAGCUGGACGACGAAGAAGAAAACAGUUGAAGAAAAUCAAUCAAGUGUAACUGUAAAUGUGUUAUGUAUUUGUCAAUGAAGUUGUAUUAAAUAAUAACUUUUAAUGUUUUUUUGGAAUGAGAGAUUUUAUGGUGACAUGCUUUUUAUUAUGUCCUGCUGCCGUGGCACACGCUAUAUAUGACAUCCUAAUAAUAGUGACCUGGCAAGGAUAAGUAGAUAUAGGUAAUGGAUG
This is a messenger RNA of Larimichthys crocea (large yellow croaker), 2295 nucleotides long. Its product is annotated as solute carrier family 22 member 7. Lineage: Eukaryota; Metazoa; Chordata; Actinopteri; Sciaenidae. Gene Ontology annotation, molecular function: transmembrane transporter activity. Bases 1 to 1608 code for a protein of 535 amino acids. Gene Ontology annotation, biological process: transmembrane transport. Gene Ontology annotation, cellular component: membrane. The record is from RefSeq and is a predicted model, not a curated record. The transcript is spliced from 10 exons.